CUCUAAAUUCUGCUGGACCUCUCGCCUUUACACAACUUAUUCACAACCACUUCCAUCUACAACACAACUUCGAGCACGUUCGUUUCGGACACGUGCUACGUCCAUUCGACUCUCUACUUUGCAGAUCAAUCUAUGCACACUUAAACGACCCGAAGGUGUUGUACUAAAGUCCAAGUGAUUUCGUUUUACGAUAGGCAUUGAUUCGGUUCGUCGCGUCACAGUCGCGUAGAGCGUCUGCCGCCAUAUAUCUCCCAACAUGGCUCCGCCUCGUCCUCGAGCCAGCGCUGCCGACACAGACGCGUCCAUGUCAGAUGCGCAAGAGCCUGUCACAGCUCAACCCGACGAAAUGGAGGUUGACGAUACCCCUGAUCAGACUGAUACUGAUACGAACCCAAAUACCACAGCUAGCAGUGUUGCUGGCGACCAGGCCGAUGGCCGUAAGAAGCGCUCGGAGGCUAACCAAUUACGACGAAGUAUAUUUGGUAAGAAGCAUGACUUGCUAGGCGAGUCCAAGGAAGAUGACAGUAUUCGACGAUUUCGCUACCUUCUGGGAUUGACCGAUCUCUUCCGACACUUUAUUGAGACAAACCCUAAUCCUAAGAUUCGUGAUAUCAUGCACGAGAUCGAUCGUCAGAAUGAACAAUCCGCGAAGUCAAAGAAGAAGGGUGUUCGUCAAGGUGGCGCGGAGACCGAUCGAGCUCGCCGCACGGAAGCCGAAGAAGAUGAAGAGCUUCUCAAAGAUGAGAGGCAGGGCGGAUCCGCAGAGACCGUGUUUCGAGAGUCACCGCCAUUCGUCCAGGGCCUCAUGAGAGAUUACCAGAUUGCCGGCUUGAACUGGCUUAUUUCACUACAUGAGAACGGUAUCUCCGGCAUCCUCGCUGACGAAAUGGGUCUGGGAAAGACGCUCCAAACCAUCUCUUUCUUGGGUUACCUGCGACAUAUUAUGGAUAUCAAGGGUCCCCACCUAAUCACGGUUCCGAAGUCUACACUCGACAAUUGGAAGCGAGAGUUUGCCAAAUGGACACCAGAAGUCAAUGUUCUCGUACUUCAGGGUGCUAAGGACGAGCGACACGCUCUAAUCAAUGAGCGCUUGAUCGACGAAAAAUUCGAUGUGUGCAUUACAAGUUACGAGAUGAUCCUUCGAGAAAAAGCCCACCUGAAGAAAUUUGCUUGGGAGUAUAUCAUCAUCGAUGAAGCACAUCGUAUCAAGAACGAAGAAUCAUCUCUAUCUCAAGUCAUCCGCUUGUUCAACUCGCGCAAUCGACUUCUGAUUACCGGAACCCCUCUGCAAAACAAUCUUCACGAGCUGUGGGCACUGUUGAAUUUCUUGCUGCCGGACGUUUUCGGUGACAGUGAAGCUUUUGACCAAUGGUUUUCAGGACAGGGUGAAGAUUCGGAUGUGGUAGUCCAGCAGCUCCAUCGCGUGCUUCGUCCUUUCCUGUUACGUCGUGUCAAGGCCGACGUCGAGAAAAGCUUGUUGCCCAAGAAAGAGGUCAAUCUUUACAUUGGCAUGUCAGAAAUGCAGGUCAAAUGGUACCAAAAAAUUCUUGAGAAGGACAUCGACGCUGUCAACGGUGCUGGUGGGAAGCGAGAAUCGAAGACCCGACUUCUCAACAUCGUCAUGCAGUUACGAAAAUGCUGCAAUCACCCUUACCUUUUCGAAGGAGCUGAGCCGGGUCCACCUUACACUACCGACGAGCACCUUGUGUAUAACUCUGGAAAGAUGGCCCUUCUCGAUAAACUUCUACGACGACUACAGGUACAGGGCAGCCGUGUUUUAAUCUUUUCGCAAAUGAGUCGUCUUCUAGACAUCCUUGAGGAUUACUGUGUAUUCCGUGACUUCAAAUAUUGUCGUAUCGACGGAAGCACUGCACACGAAGAUCGUAUUGCGGCGAUUGAUGAUUACAACAAGCCCGACUCCGAGAAGUUUAUUUUCCUUCUCACCACACGAGCUGGUGGUCUUGGUAUCAACCUAACGAGUGCCGACAUCGUUAUUCUCUAUGAUAGCGAUUGGAAUCCUCAGGCUGAUCUACAAGCCAUGGACCGUGCUCACAGAAUCGGUCAGACGAAACAGGUAGUUGUGUACAGAUUUGUCACGGAAAACGCCAUAGAGGAAAAGGUUCUUGAACGAGCUGCGCAGAAGCUCCGCCUUGAUCAGCUGGUCAUUCAGCAAGGACGUGCCCAUCCAGGGGCUAAAGGUCCGGCCGCUAAGGAUGAGCUUCUCGACAUGAUUCAACACGGCGCAGAAAAGGUCUUCCAGACAAAGGGAGCCACCGGCAUGGCAGCCAAGGGUACAGACCUCAACGACGACGAUAUCGAAGAAAUUUUGUCCAAGGGAGAAAACAGAACCAAGGAGCUCAGUGCCAAGUACGAGAAGCUAGGUAUCGAUGAUCUCCAGAAGUUCUCGUCGGAGUCUGCGUACGAAUGGAAUGGGGAGAUAUUUGGAAAGAAGAAGGAUAUUGGUGUGAACUGGAUCAAUCCCGCGAAGCGUGAACGCAAAGAGCAGUCCUACUCCGUCGACAAGUUCUACAGACAAGCUAUUUAUGGCACCACCAAAGCGGAACCCAAGCCCAAGGCGCCGAGGGCUCCCAAGCAGGUUGCGGUUCACGACUACCAAUUCUACCCUCCACGACUUCGUGAUCUCCAGGACCGGGAGACGGCCUUCUACCGCAAGGAAAUUGGCUACAAGGUUCCCUUAGCUGAUGGGGAUGACGAUAACUUGUCAGAGCGUGAGGCUGAACGAGCAUUGGAUCAGCAGGAAAUCGACAAUGCUACGCCCCUGGCCGAAGACGAACAGGAAGAAAAACAGAAACUGUCUAGCCAAGGUUUCGGUGAAUGGAAUAAAAGAGACUUCCAGCAAUUCAUCAACGGCUCGGGCCGCUACGGACGGCAAGAUUAUGAAAGAAUUGCAGAGGAAGUUGACAGCAAGACUCCUGCAGAAGUUAAGGCCUACGCUAAGGUCUUCUGGCAACGAUAUACCGAGAUAGCGGAUUACAACAAGUAUCUGCAAGUAAUUGAUACCGGAGAGGAGCGUAUGCGAAAGACGGAACAUCAGCGCAAGAUGCUUCGAAAGAAGAUGCAACAAUACCGAGUGCCACUUCAGCAGAUGAAGAUUAACUAUUCUGUUUCUACGACGAAUAAGAAGGUCUAUACCGAGGAGGAGGAUAGAUUCCUCCUGGUGAUGUUAGAUCGAUAUGGCAUCGAUUCGGAAGGCGUCUACGAGCGAAUCCGUGACGAGAUACGAGAAAGUCCCCUAUUCCGAUUUGACUGGUUUUUCCUCAGCCGGACACCUAUCGAGAUUAGUCGUCGUUGUACUACCCUUCUCACUACUAUUGUGAAGGAAUUCGAAGACGCGCAACCGUCGAAGGCAAAUGGGGUUAACGGCAAGGGCAAAAGAGAGCCGGAUGACGAAGAAAAUGACGAGGAUAGCAUCCUCGGCAUGGCUCCGGCUAAAAAGAAGUCCAAGACUGGUGUGAAGAACAAGGCACUAGAUAAUGUCAAGGGUAGCGGCAGCAAGACUACAUCCGCCACGCCUUCAUCUCGAGCAUCGAGCGUUGCUUCUACGAACUCAGCGCCUGCUCCCAAAUCCAAGGCUAAGGGCAAGAAGAAGUGAAAAAUUCGCACUGAUGGAGUAGGCACGGUUUACGCUUGAUACGGAGAGAUUUCUUCUAUAGAAUAACUUCAUUUGACGUGGUAUGGCAAAGGAAGGAAUGGAAAUGGCGUUACGCUGGUUGGGUUACUUGGUCGACGGAGUCAACUGUACGAAUUGCACUGAUGCCAUGGCUAUGCUCAAUCGCAAGUUUCCGGGAAGCGUUUGUAGUACCCACCACAUCUACUACGGUAGAACAUCGCUGUCUAGGUUGCCCUUGAGGUUUGUCUGCAAGCUGGAGGUUACAAUUGUCUCAAGUCCUUAAAUCCUCGAUAGCUUCAGGCCAAAUUUGCAAAAAUACUAGACAUAGGAAUUGUCAAAUUUCAUCCAAGAUACCACUUCCC
Annulohypoxylon maeteangense is the source of this 3993-nucleotide messenger RNA. Its product is annotated as SWI/SNF family of DNA-dependent ATPase. Gene Ontology annotation, molecular function: histone binding; ATP hydrolysis activity; ATP binding. The record is from RefSeq and is a predicted model, not a curated record. The coding region runs from base 257 to 3613 and encodes 1118 amino acids. Gene Ontology annotation, biological process: nucleosome organization; regulation of transcription by RNA polymerase II. Gene Ontology annotation, cellular component: chromatin; nucleus. Lineage: Eukaryota; Fungi; Ascomycota; Sordariomycetes; Xylariales; Hypoxylaceae. The transcript has 4 exons.